AUGCUUCUUCACGUUGCUCUGGUUUCGAUCGUAGCCGCAAAAUGCGGCUACGAAGCCUGCCACCCCACGAAAGAGGGAGUCAUCAAUGUUCACAUGGUCCCACACUCUCACGACGAUACCGGUUGGAAGAAAACGGUUGACCAAUAUUACUACGGAUCGAACAACACCAUCCAGGGAGGUGGAAUUCAGUACACCAUAGAUACAGUCGUCACUGAGCUCUUGAAGAAUUCAGACAGAAAAUUCGUCUUCGUUGAAAUUGCUUUCUUUGCUAAAUGGUGGGCCGAAGCUACCGAUCACCAACAACAGCAAACUCGUCAUUUGGUUGAAACCGGCCAGCUCGAGUUUUUACUUGGAGGUUGGUGCAUGAACGAUGAAGCUGCUUCUCAUUACACCGCUAUGCUCGAGCAAAAUGGUCUUGGACUCCAAUGGCUCCGACACCAUUUUGGAGAAUGCGGCCGUCCUCGCGGCGCCUGGCAGAUCGAUCCGUUCGGGCAUUCCAAGACCCAGGCUGAACUGUUUGCUCUGAUGGGUUAUGAUUCGGUUUUUUUUGCUCGAAUGGACUACCAAGAAUAUAAUCAACGCUCGAAGGACCGAGCGAUUGAGAUGAUUUGGCGAGGAAAUGACGAUUUCCCCCAGUCCCGGGACCUGUUUACUGGAGGACUUGUCGACACCAGCUAUGGUCCACCAGGAGGAUUUUGGUUUGAGGGCUUUAGUGUGGACCCGAUCAUUGAUAAUGAAGAGUCAGACGAAUAUAAUCUUCCUCAGCGCCUUGACGAUUUUAUCAAGCAAAUUCAACAUUACCAAGAUCAGACUCAUCCCGGAAAUAUCAUGUUCACAAUGGGAAGCGACUUUGCCUACUAUAACUCGAUCAUGUACUUCAAGAACAUGGACAAGAUCAUCUACCACAUGAAUCGACUCCAUGGUGAUAAAUAUAACGUCAUUUACUCGACUCCCGCUUGUUACACCAAAGCAAGAAACGAAGCUCAGCAGCAGUGGACUGUUAAGUCCGACGAUUUCAUGCCUUACUCCAACGGUCCUCAAGGCCAAUACUGGUCAGGAUACUUUACUUCUAGACCAGGUUUCAAAGGAUACGUUUGGGAUACAAACCCUGUCCUGCAAAUGUGUCAUCACAUGAACCUCAGAGGCGCACACGUCCUUGGUCACCACGGAGAUAUUGCUGAGCAUAAGCUUGCUGCUGCCUUUGGAGUUGGUCAGCAUCAUGACGGUAUCUCCGGAACAGAGCAAGAACAUGUUACAUCCGACUACACCCGUCAAUUGCAUCGGGGUCGAACCGCUUGUAGAAACAUCACAAAUCAAGUGUUGGAACAAGAGUUCCAAGCUCCACUCAACUCAGUCAACUGCGAGUAUCGAAAUGUUUCCAUCUGUGCGGAGACUGAAGCUGCUAAAGAAUUCACGGUUGGAGUGUACUCGCCAGCUUCGCACGCUUUCCACUACCACAUUCGAGUGCCUGUGAAUGGCUCCAACUACGAAGUUACCAAUCAGGCAGGCGAGAAGGUUCCUUUCGACGUUGUCCCAGUUUCUGACAACACGAAGAGCAUUCGACGAAACAGAGGCUAUGCAACAAACGAGCUCUGGAUCACUGCAAAGACUGAAGGAUUCGACUUUGCAACUUUCAACGUAAAGGAAGCCGAGGGUAACGAGGUUGUCUUGCCAUCGCCAAAAGACUCAAAUAUGAUCGAAAAUGAGUACUACAAAAUCUCGUUCGGGGAAAGAGGACUGGAAACGAUCAAUGGAAUGGCUAUCAGGAAUGAUCUUCUUUAUUUUAACUCUAGCCAGGGCUACGGACAAAACUCUGGAGCGUACAUCUUCCGGCCUAACAAAACCGACCCUUUUACCAUCAACGCGAAACCAACUGUUGAAAUUACGAAGGGAUCAAGCGUCGAAUUCGCUACAGUUUACCGACUCUGGAAAGGUGAAAACACAGUAGAAGUUGAAUGGUCAGUUGGUCCAGUUCCAGUCGAAGAAAAAUGCCCGUGGGAUUCUAAACAAACUUGCAAAUGGGGCAAAGAAGUCAUUUCCAGGUAUCAAACACCCAUUAAAUCGGCAGAUGAAAAGGGACGUCCAACUGUGUGGACCGACACUUCAGGAAGAAAUAAAUUGAAACGAACGAAAGACUACAGAGCUUGUUUCGACUUGAACACCACUGAUGCAGAAACUGGCGUCGCAGGAAAUUACUAUCCCAUCAACUCUAGGAUCGCUGUUGAAGACGAUUCAAACCUUUUCUCUGUGCUUGUUGAUAGAGCUGAAGCUGGUGGCUCAAUGACAGAGGGGUCCAUUGAUCUUAUGGUUCACAGGAAGCCGAUUGAAAGACGAAUAACUGUCGACGAUCACCGUGGAGUUGAUGAGCCUCUAAUGGAACCUGGUCAGUUUGGAGACGGUCUCAUGGUUCGAGGACGCCACUUCCUUUUCCUGGGCAAGAGUGGCUCACUCGAAGACAAGCCAAUGGAGGAAAAGAUUCUUAUGAAGCCACAAGUCUUUUUAUACCCGGGACAAACUUUCCAGGCAAAGUCGAGUCCAAUUUUGACGAAGGCUCUUGAUCCUCAGUUGAAGAUUAUCUUGAUCCAAAAACAUUUCGGAAUGUUCAACAAUGACCGAGAAGUGGUUAUUCGAAUCGAGCAUCUCUACCAGGCGGCUGACAAAGCUGGAAACGCUGUUGAUAUUGAUCUCACGCACUUUUUAGGAAUCGUUUUACUAUAUUUUUAA
Messenger RNA from Oikopleura dioica, 2724 nucleotides. Lineage: Eukaryota; Metazoa; Chordata; Appendicularia; Copelata; Oikopleuridae. The record is from the annotation of a GenBank genome assembly.